AUGAUUGAGAAUACGACAACAUUGCGUGAGACUACAACUACUGUAGAAAGGAAUGAAAAACCGCUAUUUGUUAAACUUUUCGUGAUUUUCAACAUCUCAAUUGCCGUUCGUCAUUUAUUACGCCAGUUUUUAAGCCAUUACAAGAUCGAUGGUCCCAUUGUAAAGCACGGAGAAUCACUUUGGUCAACCAUUGAAUACAUUCUUCUUUUAACUGCCAUUGUCCUGGUACUCAAAAACUAUAAGUUGAUUCUACAAAGAUGUGCUGCAGAAAAUUGUAAGAUUUGUGAAAGGUUGAAGAAGGACCCUUAUUCAAGUGUUAAACGGUUCAUCCUGUUUCUUACAGCAUUUACUGUUUUAACUCCUAUUAUAUAUUUUACUGUUACCGGAUACAUUAGAAGGCAUCCUGAUGAUUAUAGGAAGUUUAUUGAUAAGAGUAGUUGGAGCUAUUGGAUUGGUAUUAUUGUCAUUAAUAUAGAUGGGAUUUCAUUUUGUGGAAUUUGGAUAUCUCUGAUUGAUAUGUAUUUCAAACAUCCAUUUAGAGAAUUUGUUCAAUUGAAACAAGAUUCAAAUUCAAAAGAGGAUUUGGAAAAGGGUUUAUUAUCAGGAAAAAAAGACUAA
Messenger RNA from Naumovozyma castellii, 618 nucleotides. RefSeq lists its product as uncharacterized. The record is from RefSeq and is a predicted model, not a curated record. Bases 1 to 618 code for a protein of 205 amino acids. NCBI's taxonomy places the organism in Eukaryota, Fungi, Ascomycota, Saccharomycetes, Saccharomycetales, Saccharomycetaceae. The transcript has a single exon.